Arachis ipaensis is the source of this 463-nucleotide messenger RNA. RefSeq names its product NADH dehydrogenase [ubiquinone] 1 alpha subcomplex subunit 2-like. The record is from RefSeq and is a predicted model, not a curated record. NCBI's taxonomy places the organism in Eukaryota, Viridiplantae, Streptophyta, Magnoliopsida, Fabales, Fabaceae. Gene Ontology annotation, cellular component: respiratory chain complex I.
CAAGUCUACCCUCCUGUUAGCUUUGGUUCUUCACCCAAAAGUGAACCGAACACUCGAACAGCAUCCAUCACUUCGUGGCUUCUUACGCAACAACGCCAUUCAAACUUUGUGAUUACAUUCAGGGAAGCAAUGGCAUGGAGAGGACAUCUUUCAAAGAACAUAAGGGAGCUUAGGUUUUUGAUGUGCCAGUCGUCACCUGCAAGCUCACCUGCAAGGACAUUUGUGGAAAAGAACUAUAAGAAACUCAAGACUUUGAACCCGAAAUUGCCAAUACUGAUCCGUGAAUGCAGUGGAGCGGAACCCCAACUAUGGGCAAGAUAUGAUUUUGGUGUUGAGAAAGGAAUCAAACUGGAAGGCUUGUCGGAGGCACAGAUCUCCAAGGCACUUGAAGAUUUGGUGAAAGCUGGAGAGUCCUUGAAAGCCUGAUAUUGCACCUUCUCAGCCAUCUGAAAUUGAAUAAAGC